UCAGCUGUUACUUGUAGCUGCACCAAAGCAAAGCCUGCACAUUCAGAGGCAAGUUUAUCAUAGCCUAUACUACAGCAGUAGAAUUGAGAGCAGGCGUUAAGUCCGUAUCGGGUCCCAUAUUUGCAACUGGUGAUACUUAUUGCCAUGAAUAAUUUAAUUCGUUUUAUUAGCACAGUUGGAAUGGUUUGGACGAAUUUUAUCCGUGUCAUUUAAGAUACAGUAAGACUGAUCUCCCUGAAACUCCUGCGCAUCUUCAGAUUCCGCUUAAUUUGCCAGAUACAACCGUGACAAGACACAGCCAUGGAUACCACUGUGAAUUCAGAAAUAAAUUCAGAGAAGUCUCACCUCGUUAGCGAGAAGAAUGGCAAAAUGUAUUCAAUGAAAAGUUCCUUUCCAGAAUCCAAAGAAGACUAUCCCAACUUCCCGUUUGAAAACGGAGAUGCGACUGGUGUCACCAAGCUGAAGAAGCAGCCUGUUGGCACCCAUUGCCAUGGUAACAAAGCAGUGAGUGAGGAGAACCAUGACAAGCUUCUGGCUAAGAAGAAGCUGUACGUCGCCUCCAUUGUGUGCCUCAUCUUCAUGAUUGGAGAGGUCAUAGGUGGCUACCUGGCCCACAGUUUGGCUAUUAUGACAGAUGCAGCUCACCUCCUGACUGACUUUGGCAGCAUGAUGGUCAGUCUCUUCUCCCUGUGGAUCUCCUCCAGACCGCCCACCAAAACCAUGACCUUUGGAUGGCACCGCUCAGAGAUCCUAGGAGCCCUGGUGUCAGUGAUGUCCAUCUGGAUAGUGACUGGGGUUCUGGUGUACCUGGCCAUCGAGAGGAUAGUCAGGAACGACUAUGAGAUCAACAGUCAAGCGAUGCUCAUCACCUCCGGCUGUGCCGUCAUAGUAAACAUCAUCAUGGCGUACAUCCUCCACCACUCUACCACCUUCCACGCCCAAGGCUCAGGCUACCAGCAGAUAGACGAGAACGGGCAGAGCCCUGUGGGUCACAGCCACUCCCAUGUGGGUCACGGCCACUCCCAUGCCCUUCUGGGUCAUGGCCAUGGCAACACCAGUGUGAGAGCAGCCUUCAUUCACGUGUUGGGAGACCUCCUACAGAGUGUUGGGGUCCUAGUGGCUGCCAUUGUCAUCUUCUUCAGGCCUGAAUACAAAGUAGCAGAUCCCAUUUGUACCUUCCUCUUCUCCGUGUUUGUCCUGGGGACCACGAUCACCAUCCUCAGGGAUGUCUUCAGGAUACUCAUGGAAGGGGCUCCUAAGGGAAUAGAGUUUGACUCCGUGAAGGAGGUGUUGCUGUCUCUGAAGAUGGUGAAGUCUAUGCACAACCUGCGCGUGUGGGCCCUGACCGCAGGACAGACCCUGGUCUCUGUCCACGUAGCCAUCGAGAAGAAUGCUGAUCCCCAGAGUGUCCUUAAGGAGGCUACAGAGAUCCUCCAAACCAAGUUUGGUUUCUAUAGCACCACCAUCCAGGUGGAGUUCUACUCUGACGACAUGGCCUACUGCACACACUGCCAGGACCCAAUGGGCUAACACACACAGUCACCGUGGGGACGGGAGAGUUUGAAAGGGAGUGGGCUGGGUUUGGCUUCUCUAAAGCGUUGCCAGUCACUAUAAAGAACAUACAGUACACAUACACAAGCAUCAUUGAGGAUGUAAGCUAGGAAUGGAAACUGUGCAAAACACUGUGGAAAAGCCUCACCAUGAAACCAAGAAACAUUUUUGAUCCAUCAUCAGCUUUGCAGGACUCAAACAAAUGUACGACUGUACUGUGUGUAUAUUCACCAUAUCAUGCCAAAGAUUCCCAUAUAAAUACCAUUCAUUCAGGAGAUAUUGAUACUUCAAAAAAUAGUUUCCAUGCCCUAAGAGAGCUGCCAAUUUUCAUAAAAUUAUCACAAGAAACUGCAUUUCAGGGAGACAGACGGACAUGAAAAUAUAAUGGUACAUGUAUCAGCACAUGUUUUUAGUACUGUAUGCAACCACUUCACCAGUUUGUGCUGAUGUACUGCAAUGCUAGACAGACGUUUGGCUUUAGCCCUCCCUCACUGGCACUGUGCAUUAGGGCAGCAGCACCGUGUAAUAGCUUGUCUCGGAGUUCUUUGGCGUAAUACAUUGAUAUUGACGUGAGAACCUUAAAACCAAUUCUGUCUUACCCAGCCUUUUAUAUGUGCUUCAGCGAGGGUGUCUGCCAAAUGGAAGCAUUGUGUUGUUCACAACUGAAAAGAGUUCGGGUACAAAUAAUGGAUUAUGUCAGUGUGAGAAAGCAUCCUACAAGCACACUCAUCUCACUCAGAAGAGGAAGCCUCAAGACAGGCCAAUUUACAAAAGGAGUUGGUCGAUUAGUUUUAGCAUUGUGGGCUGUAUUAAUCUAUGCCCCAGGAUAUGCCCUAAGCGGAACUGGCAAAUAGACUGGCUAAUACUCAGACAGUGCUCUGUCCCUAAUUUGAAACUCACUGACGAUAGGCUACAGUGGAAUGUGUUGUUCAAUUACGCUUCGAGUCAUAGCCCCAGGCCGGACGUUUUCUUACACUGUUUUGGGAUGGCAGAAGAGAGAGAGAGGUCAGAUAAAUGAACCCCAUCUCUAUACUCUCACCUAUCCACACUCUCCAAAAGCACACCCAUACACCCUCCUCACCCACUCCCACGCUGUCAUAGUCCUACAUGCCGUGGAGCUUUGCACAGGGUUUCUGUUUGUCGUACCAGUAGUUUGUUAGUUCCAUCCAGUGCCUCCACACUGCCUUCAAACAACCUUCCUAAAUUCUAGGGAGCCUCAGUUGGUCAGCUUUCUAUUCCAUAACUGUCCCCUAACACCACACGCAUGCUCACACACCUGUCAGCUUCAUCAAAAGAAAUGCACCAACAAAUAAGUAGUGGUAUAUCUCCUCAGAAAAUGUGAUAAGUGUAUUGUACAAAAAAGUCCAACGUGUGAGAUGCUGACACAAUGAAAUAUAAAAGGCAUUCGCCAUGCUUGUCGUACUUUGAUGCCUGCAGUGAAGUCUCAAUGUUGUAACCUGCACAGAAAAUUAGCAGAAAUUGACACAUUCUUUAUCAAACACUUGCAUGAGUGUUGUUUAUCAUUCAGAUGACGUAAUAAGCAUCUUCAUAUGCUGCCAAUACAAAUAUUUGAGACGGAUUCUACUUCUUAAUGUCACCAAAAUCCUCAUUAAACAAAUCUAUAUUUUGAUCACUUUUGAUAACUUUGGAAAGUAUAUAUUAAAUGUAAAUAUAUUGUCAUUUGUAAACCAUACGUAAAUUGAACAAAGAAAGAUCCCACGAAGGACUUAAAAUAACAGGAAUGUUACAACCAAUGUAUUACAGGCAAGAGUCUACUCAAAUUAUUGUUCAACAGCUAAGUGUAAUGUUUCAGAGUGCUGUCUUGUACUGUAUGAAAAUUGUAAAUAUGCCAAAUAUCAGUAUUUCCUGUAGAUUGUGUAAACGUGUAAAUACAUUUGAUUUAUUGUAUAAAAUAAGUCUAAAGUGUGUAAAUGUUUGUUUGAUAUUUAAUUUCKAUGUAUGUUAUGUUUUUUGUAAAACUGAAAUAAAAGUAUGCAGAUAACUGGUGGAUGAUUUAAUUAUCUUCAGAGGUCUAAACUUGUACAAUAUUUCAAAGCUUUGCGUUGAAAUCUCGCUUUAACAAUAAUACUAACUUCUCAGUGAGUCCAGAUAAUGCAGAGACAAUCUCAUGGGCUGUUAAUCUCCAGUCCCAAUCAGAGACAACUAAUUACAUCCGCACUAGUGUACAAGGCAGCAGCAGGAAAUAUGGCACAACAGAUUAUCACAAAGCUUUGUCAUUCUAGGGCACAUCCAUUUGACUGCAAAAAUGAUCAGCAACCACAAAAAACGGACAAAGCCAAGUAAUGUUGGUGCAAAGUAUUCGGAAAGUAUUCAGACACCUUCACAUUUUGUUGCGUUACAGCCUUAUUCUAAAAUGGA
This is a messenger RNA of Salvelinus sp. IW2-2015, 3930 nucleotides long. RefSeq names its product proton-coupled zinc antiporter SLC30A2. The record is from RefSeq and is a predicted model, not a curated record. Lineage: Eukaryota; Metazoa; Chordata; Actinopteri; Salmoniformes; Salmonidae. Gene Ontology annotation, biological process: response to zinc ion; zinc ion transmembrane transport. Gene Ontology annotation, molecular function: zinc ion transmembrane transporter activity. Gene Ontology annotation, cellular component: plasma membrane.